AUGAAAGGUUCGUUUUGGAAUUUCAUCAAGUCUAAAAAGAAUGAUGACAAUGAAUCAAAACCAACGGUUGCACACUUGGGUGAAGAAAAUAAAUUUUAUUUUAAUAAAGAAUUAAAUAGAUGGGUUAUAAAAGGAGAAGAAGACAAAAUUGAAAAUGAAGAAAAAAUAUCUGCACCACCAAAAAUGAAUACAUUACAAAAUGCCAACCAGGGAUAUCGUUCGCUAGUUCAGCAAAACAAAAUGCGUAGCGCAUUUAAUAUUUAUGCCGAAACGCCCGGGUUAAAAACCAUCAAAAAGAAAAACGUGUUAGUACAAGGUGGAAUCGUUUCUCCUUAUAUGGAAUCAUUAAAAAAUGAAAAGGGUAGUAGUAGUAGUAAUAAUAAUCCAAGUGAUAACAAAACAGAAGCGUUUGGAUCUAAUAUUUUUAUUCCAAGCAAUAAUAAAGUUUAUGAAAAUAAAGUAAAAGAUAAUAAAUAUGUUGUAGAAAAUGAUGAAAAUUAUAUAAAUAAUGAACAGAAAAAACAAAAAACAAAUACUUUAGAAAAUAAAAAUUAUAAUGAAGAAGUUAAGGAAAAGAAUGUUCUGAACACAUCAUAUGAAAAUAUAUCACAAUUAAAUAAAAGUACAGGAAUGGAUGUGUUCUUAAAAAAACAAAGUUAUACUAAAAAUGAUGACAGUAUGUUUACAAAAGUAUAUUCUAAUGAAAAUAUUAUUGAUACAUCAAAUAAAAACAAUAAUUUAGAUAAAACAUUCAAUGAUAAUAUUUCUAAUGAAAAUAACAACUUUGGGUAUUCUAAAAAUGAAGAAUCUAAAAUAAUGACACCUAUUCAAAGUAAUAUGCAUAUCCCAGUAAUAAGUAGAAGAGAAACAAAACCAACUAGUUUUGAUAAUCUACAUAAAUUUUAUGAAAUUAAAAGAAAUGAAACAAAAGAAAUAAAAUCUCUUAAGGUUGUAUGGAAUCCAAAUAAAGAUGCAGACAAUCAAACUGAUGUAUACAACAACAACAAUAAUAAUAAUAAUAAUAAUAAUAACAACCAUAGUUAUAAUAAUAAUAAUAAUAAUAAUGUUGAAACUGUGUUUGAAAAGAAAGAUAAAAAUGUUCAAGACAGUAUUUAUAAAGUUUCUAAUUCUACAUUUUUAAGCCCUUUUGGAGAAUCAAAAAAUGAAACAUUUCCCCGCAAAAGUAUGGUUCAUAUAAAUAAUCUUGAAAAUAUAAAUAUAAAAAAUGUUCAAGAGGAUGAAAUUUAUGACGAGUCCAAUAAAAUAAAUGAUCCUUUGGAAUCAAAUAAUGGAUAUGACGAAAUGCAUAGGUCAUUUUUUAUACCAGAGGAAAGGGAGAGUAUAAAUAUGAGCAAAAAGAAGAAUAAUAUUAAUGUUGAUCAUAAUAAUGUUAACGUUGAUCAUAAUAAUGUUAACGUUGAUCAUAAUAAUGUUAACGUUGAUCAUAAUAAUAUUAAUGUGGACGAUAAAAAUAUUAAUGUGGACGAUAAAAAUAUUAAUGUGGACGAUAAAAAUAUUAAUGUGGACGAUAAUUAUAUAAAUGUUGAUAACAAUAAUAUUAAUGUUGAUGGUAAUAAUAACAUUCUUGUUAAUGAUAAUCCUAGGCACGAUAAAUAUAAUGAUUCGGACUUCUCUCAUGAUAAUUAUUUAAAUUAUGAUAAAGAUUAUUUUGUCCAGAAAGAAAAAGAUUUUGUUGAACAUUUUAUAACAAUUUUAAAAAAUCAUUUAAAUGAGGAUAAUAAUUUCGUUAAUAGUUUGAUAAAAACACAAACAGAAAAAGUGAAUUCUUUUGUUAAUGAAAAUAAAAGAUCCUUAAAUAUAUUAUACAAUAAAAUCAACGAGUUUGAUAAAUACAAAAAUGAUGAUAAUAUGGAUAAUGUAACACAAAAACAUGUAAAUAAUAAUAUAGAUAAUAAUAGAGAUAUAUGUUCUAGUGAUUUAAAAGAAGAUGAUAUUUUAAAUGAAAAAGGUAAAGAAUUAAAUAAUUUAUUAUACAUUAUAAAUAUAAAGAAUAAGAAAAUAAAAAGUGAACUUGAAUGUUUUAUUACCUCUUUUAAUAAUUUAAAAAAAUUAAAAAUGAAAAAUGAAGAAAUUAUUAGCAUAUAUAAAACGAGAGAAAAGGAAUUGAUUGAAGCUAUAAAUGUAUUAGAAGAUAGAUAUGAAAAAAAAAAUUGUCUAUUUAAAAAAAAAGAAAGACAUUACAAAGAAUUACUAAUACAAAAAGAUAACGAUUUAAAUAUGGAACAAAUGAAUUAUGAAAAAAACGUACAAUAUUUAAAAAAACAAGAAAAUUUAUUAAAACAAGAGUUAGAACAAGUACAAAUAAAAACAAAAGAACAAAUUAUUACGUUAAAAGAAGAAUUAGAAAAAAAAAAAAAUGAAGAAUGGGAAAUUUUACAGAAGGAACAAGAUGAAAAUAUGAAGAAAAAUAUUGAUAUAGAAAUAAACAAAAUUAAAGAAGAGUUAAAAAAUAAAUAUGAAGAAGAAACAAAAGAUAAAGUUGAACAAAUCAAACAAUUAACAGAAAAUGAUUUUCAUUUGAAAUUAGAACAAUAUAAAGAACAAAUAGAAAAAGAUAAAAAUGAUUUUAUAAAUAAUUUAAAUAUUGAAAAAAAUAAUGAAAUAGAAAUAUUUAAAAAUAAUAUUGAAAAAAUGAAAAAUGAAGAAAUAUCUAAAAUGAAUGAAGAAAAUCAAAAGGUCUGCACAGAGAAUAAAGAAAAAGAUAAUUUAUUAGAACAACAGAAAAAAGAAUUAGAAAAUAUAAAAGAACAAUGGGAAACAGAAAAACAAAAAGAAAUUGAAGUGUUAAAAAAUGAAAUAUAUUCACAAAAUAAAGAAAAAGAAGAAUUCCUAAAACAAGAAUUACAAAAUAAUUAUAAUGAACAAAUUAAUCAAUUAAAAGAAGAAUUAAAUGAACAAUUAGAAGAAAAAUAUAAAUAUGAAUAUGAAAUAAAAAUACAAAAUGUUCUAAAUCGAAAACAAGAAGAAAAUCAACAAAAAUGGGAUAAUGAAAAACAACAAAUUAUACAAAUGUAUGAACAAAAAUUAUUAUUACAAAAAGAUAAUAUAGAACAAACUUUAAAUAUUCAAAAUCAACAAUGGCAAGAAAAUAUGCAAUUACAGAAAGAUAAACAAAUAGAUAUACUGAAUGAAAAAAUUGAUAAAUUAGAUAUGGAAACAAAAUUAUUAAAUGAAAAAAAAAAUGAACUAGAAAUUAAUAUAUCUUUAUUAAAUGAAGAAAAUAUGAAUAUAUUAAAUCAAAAUCAAAAUCUAGAGGAUAAUUUAAAAAAUAAUGAAGAUAUUUAUCAAAAAAAACUAAGUAUACUGAGUGACCAAAAUUGUAAACUGGAAGAGGAAAUGAAAAGAAUAAAGGAAGACCACACUAAAGAAUCGGAAGAAAUUCAAGAAAAAUUUGCAGAUCUGCUAGAAGAAGAAAUCGAUCGUAUCAGAAAAGAAUCCGAAUCAAAAGUUGAAAGUUACAUAAAACAAUAUGAAGAGAUAAACGAAGAAUAUACCAAAAAAAAAGAAGAGUACGAUCAAUUGCUAGAAAAAGCUAAUCAAAAUAAUAAAGAACUAACAGAAAAAUAUGAAGAAAAUAUUCAGAAAAUUAAUGAAUAUGAAGAUAUGAUUAGAAUACUUGAAAAUAAAACAGAAGAAAUGGUACAUAAAAAAAUAGAAGAAUUAACAAUAGAAUUUGAAAAAAAAAAAAGAGAUUUUAUAGAUAAUGAAAAACAAGUUUUAUUAAGUAAUUAUGAAGAACUGUUAGAAGAAAAUAAACAUAUGAAAGAACAAUUAGGAAAUCAAACCAAUCUAACUAUAAGAGAAAAUGAAGAGAAAAUUUUAGAAAUAACCAAGAAUUAUGAAAUGAAAGUUAAAGAAAUUGAAAAAGAUUAUGAAGAUCUAUUGAAUCAGUAUAAUAAUAUAAAAUAUGAAAAUAAAGAAAUAUUAGAAAAAUGGAAUAUAGAAAAAGAAACAAAAGAAAAAGAAUUAAAAGAUUUAAAUAAUAUUAAUACACAACUAAGUUCAGAAAAUAAUGAAUUCCAUCUGACUUAUAAAAAUCUUAAAGAAGAAAUUAUUCAAUUACAAAAUAAAUAUGAAGAAGUAAAAGAAGAAAAUAUCUUCCUAAAAAAUGAAGAACAUAAAAAAUUAACAGAUAAAUUAAAAAAUCUAGAAAAUAUUAAUAAAAAUUUAAUGGAUGUUACCGAAAAAGAAAGAGAACUUAAUUUGAAAAAUGUUAAUAUUAUCAAAUGCUUACAACAACAAAUUAAUGAACAAACCAAAUUAUAUAAAGAAUAUACAGACGAAUUAAAUAAUGAAAUCAAAACCUUAAAACAAUCAAAACAUAUUCAUACAGAUCAUACAAGUAAUAAUAAUCACAAGAAUAAUGGAUAUAAUGAUAAUAUUGAACUUAUAGAAGAAAAUAAAAAACUCAAAUUACAAAAUGAAGUUAUAUCUACUAAAAAUGAUACGAUUUCAACAGUCUUAGAUAACCUAACCAAAAGAUUAAGUUUUAUAGAAUCCAAAAUUAAAGAAAAAGAUUUUGGACUCGAUAUUAUUAAACAAGCCGAUCAUUUACAAUUACAAGAUUUUAAAUGA
Messenger RNA from Plasmodium reichenowi, 4596 nucleotides. RefSeq lists its product as hypothetical. NCBI's taxonomy places the organism in Eukaryota, Apicomplexa, Aconoidasida, Haemosporida, Plasmodiidae. The coding region runs from base 1 to 4596 and encodes 1531 amino acids. The transcript has 4 exons. The record is from RefSeq and is a predicted model, not a curated record.